CCAGCUUUGCUAAACAUGGACAUGGGGAAGGCUUCCCUGCCUAUCAGUCGGUAUUUAAGGAAAAAAGGUUUCCUGUUGAGCCGUUCUUCCCAAUUGGGGGUCCUGUACCUGAUGGACUGUCACCAAACCUGCCUUUUGUUAACCAGUAUUAUGGCUACCUACCACAGGGCCCUAGACUGGAACAAAAUCCAUUACAGCAUCAAGGUACCCCACCUCAGAGGGGGCCCAGUUAUCCACGCCAGGCCCCCUCUGUGCCCCAGUCUAGCAACUAUGUGCUACAGGGACCAAAAAGGCCUUGGCAAAACAGUAAUGCCAACAUACAACCGGUCCCAGCUGCAGUGAAAUAUCUGGCUUACCCAACCAAUAUGCAACAACUCCAUGUCUUCCAGCAGCCGGGCGCCCCCAAGCAGCCGUUCGUCUACCCGCCCCAGCAGCCUCAGCCGGGCGCCCCCCAGCAGCCGUUCGUCUACCCGCCCCAGCAGCCUCAGCCGGGCGCCCCCCAGCAGCAGUUCGUCUACCCUCCCCAGCAGCCUCAGCCGGGCGCCCCCCAGCAGCAGUUCGUCUACCCUCCCCAGCAGCCUCAGCCGGGCGCCCCCCAGCAGCAGUUCGUCUACCCUCCCCAGCAGCCUCAGCCGGGCGCCCCCCAGCAGCAGUUCGUCUACCCUCCCCAGCAGCCUCAGCCGGGCGCCCCCAAGCAGCAGCCUCAGCCGGGCGCCCCCAAGCAGCCGUUCGGCUACCCUCCCCAGCAGCCUCAGCCGGGCGCCCCCAAGCAGCAGCAGUUCGCAGCAGUUCGGCUACCCUCCCCAGCAGCCUCAGCCGGGCGCCCCCAAGCAGCAGCAGUUCGGCUACCCUCCCCAGCAGCCUCAGCCGGGCGCCCCCAAGCAGCAGCAGUUCGGCUACCCUCCCCAGCAGCCUCAGCCGGGCGCCCCCAAGCAGCAGCAGUUCGGCUACCCUCCCCAGCAGCCUCAGCCGGGCGCCCCCAAGCAGCAGCAGUUCGGCUACCCUCCCCAGCAGCCUCAGCCGGGCGCCCCCAAGCAGCCGUUUGUCUACCCGCCUCAGCCGGGCGCCCCCAAGCAGCCGUUUGUCUACCCGCCUCAGCCGGGCGCCCCCAAGCAGCCGUUUGUCUACCCGCCUCAGCCGGGCGCCCCCAAGCAGCCGUUUGUCUACCCGCCUCAGCCGGGCGCCCCCAAGCAGCCGUUUGUCUACCCGCCUCAGCCGGGCGCCCCCAAGCAGCCGUUUGUCUACCCGCCUCAGCCGGGCGCCCCCAAGCAGCCGUUUGUCUACCCGCCCCAGCAGCCUCAGCCGGGCGCCCCCAAGCAGCCGUUUGUCUACCCGCCCCAGCAGCCUCAGCCGGGCGCCCCCAAGCAGCCGUUUGUCUACCCGCCCCAGCAGCCUCAGCCGGGCGCCCCCAAGCAGCCGUUUGUCUACCCGCCCCAGCAGCCUCAGCCGGGCGCCCCCAAGCAGCCGUUUGUCUACCCUCCUCAGCCGGGCGCCCCCAAGCAGCCGUUUGUCUACCCGCCACAGCCGGGCGCCCCCAAGCAGCCGUUUGUCUACCCGCCUCAGCCGGGCGCCCCCAAGCAGCCGUUUGUCUACCCGCCCCAGCAGCCUCAGCCGGGCGCCCCCAAGCAGCCGUUUGUCUACCCGCCCCAGCAGCCUCAGCCGGGCGCCCCCAAGCAGCCGUUUGUCUACCCGCCCCAGCAGCCUCAGCCGGGCGCCCCCAAGCAGCCGUUUGUCUACCCGCCCCAGCAGCCUCAGCCGGGCGCCCCCAAGCAGCCGUUUGUCUACCCGCCUCAGCCGGGCGCCCCCAAGCAGCCGUUUGUCUACCCGCCCCAGCAGCCUCAGCCGGGCGCCCCCAAGCAGCCCAGCCUCAGCCGGGCGCCCCCUAAGCAGCCGUUUGUCUACCCGCCCCAGCAGCCUCAGCCGGGCGCCCCCAAGCAGCCGUUUGUCUACCCGCCCCAGCAGCCUCAGCCGGGCGCCCCCAAGCAGCCGUUUGUCUACCCGCCCCAGCAGCCUCAGCCGGGCGCCCCCAAGCAGCCGUUUGUCUACCCGCCCCAGCAGCCUCAGCCGGGCGCCCCCAAGCAGCCGUUUGUCUACCCGCCGCAGCAGCCUCAGCCGGGCGCCCCCAAGCAGCCGUUUGUCUACCCUCCCCAGCAGCCUCAGCCGGGCGCCCCCCAGCAGCCGUUCGUCUACCCGCCCCAGCAGCCUCAGCCGGGCGCCCCCCAGCAGCCGUUCGUCUACCCGCCGCAGCAGCCUCAGCCGGGCGCCCCCCAGCAGCCGUUCGUCUACCCGCCGCAGCAGCCUCAGCCGGGCGCCCCCCAGCAGCCGUUCGUCUACCCGCCGCAGCAGCCUCAGCCGGGCGCCCCCCAGCAGCCGUUCGUCUACCCGCCCCAGCAGCCUCAGCCGGGCGCCCCCAAGCAGCCGUUCGUCUACCCGCCCCAGCAGCCUCAGCCGGGCGCCCCCAAGCAGCCGUUCGUCUACCCGCCCCAGCAGCCUCAGCCGGGCGCCCCCAAACUGUUGCAGCAGCCCAUGAAUCCCCAACAGAAAUUCAUCUUGGGCAGGAAGCAUGUUGACCAUAUCAAACUGCCCCAAAAACCUGCUACUUUCAGCAGGACGAGUCCGUCCAACAGGCGGCACUCAUGA
Molecule: messenger RNA, 2640 nt
Organism: Cyprinodon tularosa
Lineage: Eukaryota; Metazoa; Chordata; Actinopteri; Cyprinodontiformes; Cyprinodontidae
Product: basic proline-rich protein-like
Exons: 3
Coding region: 379-2640 (753 amino acids)
Source: RefSeq, a predicted model, not a curated record